This is a messenger RNA of Erpetoichthys calabaricus (reedfish), 1244 nucleotides long. RefSeq names its product opa interacting protein 5 (gene oip5). The record is from RefSeq and is a predicted model, not a curated record. Gene Ontology annotation, biological process: chromosome segregation; CENP-A containing chromatin assembly. The transcript has 5 exons. Gene Ontology annotation, cellular component: chromosome, centromeric region; nucleus; chromatin. NCBI's taxonomy places the organism in Eukaryota, Metazoa, Chordata, Cladistia, Polypteriformes, Polypteridae. Bases 187 to 909 code for a protein of 240 amino acids.
AGAAACUGCCGGAAAACGCAUCAAUCACUUUUAUCUAACCAAUCGUCUGCAUAAAGCAACUGUCAAUCAUUCUCCCAUCAUAAACUGCGCACGCGCCUUCCGCCUACCUCCGCCAUUGUUUAAUUUUUUGGGAGUUAUUUGAAAGCUGGCGGCAGUUUGUGAAGUUGAACAGGACACAUUUUAAGCAUGCAGGCACCAUCCAUUUACGAAAGCAAAUUCCUGAAAAAGACGUUUGUCUUCGGCGAAUUGUCUUUCGAACACCACACCACCGACGUGGCGUUUAUCAGUAGUUCUACAAACUCGAAGGAAUGCAUGGAACAGUCAGCGGUUUCUAUAGCGCCCAAUACGGAAAACGAUGAAGUGCAGAACGUUGACAAAACCUUUUCCAUAAUGAACAGCAGUGCAGAUGAGAACUCUGGCGAGCACACACUUCCCCAGGAAGACGAACUCAAGAUCAGAGACAAUGUCACCUUCCACUGCGCACGGUGUAAAAACAUCUUUGGGGAUUACCUGGCUGUGUGCGGGGAAGAGAAGGAGCUGCAGGCAAUCAUCCUUGUUGCUGUGACAAAAAUUGUGAAGAGAGACUCAGCCCUUCAGUUUGGAGUGAAGGGAAGACUCUUGGGAUGCGUGUACAAGCAUCUUGUGUGUUCUGGCUGCAGUGAAUACGUGGGAAUAUCGAUUUGUUCUUCGACUGAUGCACUUGCUCAAAUCAGGAAUUACUUUCUGCUCUUCAAAGAAAAAGUUAAUUGUUAUGUUUUUCAGUUGAAGGAAAUGGUUCCAGCUUCUAAUAUGGAAUUUUCAAUUCAGAAAUAUAAGAAUGUUCUGGCAAAGCUCCAGUUGGAAGCCUCGCUUAUGGAAAAAAGAUUGACAGCUUUAGAAAAACGAGUCAACGGAGUCUGUGACGAAUGACUUGAAAUAAACUGCCUGUCACCUGCAUAUUGGUAAAAUGUGAAGCUUUUCAUUGAGGAAGUCUCAGUCUUAUUGUAUUAAAUGCUGUUUGUUCAUGUAGCAUUAUUAAAAGAAAAACAAAACAUACAUUUAUGUAGGGAAUUUUUUGCAACCCUGCAUUUCUAAUACCGUACUUUGGAUGGCACGUCACUGGAAUUGUUUCCUCGCCUCUCAGUGUUGUGUUUCUCUCUCUGUGUUGUGUUUCUCUUUUAUUUUAUUGUUCCACUGGCACAAUCCGCAGUUUUUGUUUCCAACUAAAUUAAAAAAAGUAUCAAAUAAAAGUCUCAAAAACAAAA